Ostrinia nubilalis (European corn borer) is the source of this 7556-nucleotide messenger RNA. RefSeq lists its product as uncharacterized. The coding region runs from base 156 to 7514 and encodes 2452 amino acids. The record is from RefSeq and is a predicted model, not a curated record. Gene Ontology annotation, cellular component: membrane. Gene Ontology annotation, molecular function: protein binding. Gene Ontology annotation, biological process: cell-cell adhesion. The transcript has 40 exons. NCBI's taxonomy places the organism in Eukaryota, Metazoa, Arthropoda, Insecta, Lepidoptera, Crambidae.
GAACGGAGCGGUGUCGUGAAAAUGGCGGACGGUUCAAUGUCGCCUCGAUAAUAGCAGUGUAAAAUGAUUACACAAAUUACUCGUGAAUUUUAUGUGAAAAUGUAAUAGAGAUGAAUUAAACCCUUUUGUGUAGUGUUGUUGUAGUGAUUUGCACAAUGUGUCGGACAGGGAUAUGCCGGUUUGGUAUCGGUAACUGGAUUUUCUUAGUCGCCUGUUUCCAUUUGUUUACAUACGCUAGAGGUGGCGAUGAGCUCAAACCGGACCCGGGCGUUCGCUUCACGACGGAGCCGGCGGACCUGGUGGCGCUGGAGGGGGAGCCGGCGCUGCUGCCGUGCGCCGCCGCCGCCGCGCGCGCCGUGCGCCUCUCCUGGCGGCACAGCGCGCGCGGCGUGCUCACGCGCGACCACACCAUCACCAUCAGCGACCUGUACAGGCGGCAGCUAGCGAACGGGUCGCUAGUGAUCGAAAAGAUGUCGGCGUCGCUGGCGGGGCAGUACCAGUGCGUGGCGGCCGUGGACGGCGUCGGCACCAUCGUGUCCAAGACGGCCACCGUGUUCCUAGCCGAGCUGCCGACCAUCGCGCCAGGCCCGCGCUGGGUGUCGGGCCCGGCUGGCGGUGCCUUACUGCUGGCGUGCGCAGUCAGCGCGCCGCCGCGACUCGCUCUACGGAUCCAGCCGGCUGCUGAACCGCCUGAUAGAAGAGUGUAUGGCGCUGCCAGGCUGCAACAUCAGCCGCCCACGCUUCUUUUGAACGUGACGUGGCUCCGAAACGGCGCUCCGGUGGUGCUAGAAGCAGGUCGCGUGGCCGUAUCUGGCAGCGGGGCGUUGGAGUUAGAUCCAUUACGACCGCGCGACGCCGCCACCUACCGCUGCCGCGUCAGCCUGGCGCGCCGUCCGCACCACUACAUGUCCUUGAAGCAGGCCGCGUGGCCGUAUCAGGCAGCGGGGCGUUGGAGUUGGAUGCACUACGACCGCGCGACGCCGCCACCUACCGCUGCCGUGUUAGCCUGGCGCGCCGUCCGCACCACUACGUGUGAGUACAGGGGACGAGGGUACACAGCCUGGCCAGGGGACGAGGGUACACAGUUGGCUAGGGGACGUAACUACACACUCCGCAACGGCGCUCCAGUAGUGCUAGAAGCAGGUCGCGUGGCCGUGUCAGGCAGCGGGGCGUUGGAGCUGGAUCUGCUACGACCGCGCGACGCCGCCACCUACCGCUGUCGUGUCAGCCUGGCGCGCCGUCCGCACCACUACGUCACGGGGCCGGAGCUGGAGGUGCGCGUGGAGGCGGAGGCGGGCAGCGAGCAGCCGCCGCGCUUCGUGGCCACGCCGCGCGAGCUCACCGUGCUCGAGGGUUCGUCGGUAACAUUCGACUGCGCGGCGGUAGGCAGCCCCAAGCCUGAGAUGACGUGGCUUAACAACGGCGUGGAAAUUGAUCUCAGCGACCUGGACUCCCGCUUCUACCGCUGGGGCUGCGGCUCGCUACGCGUGCAGUCGGCGCGUGCGCUCGACGCCGGCGCCUACACCUGCCGCGCGCACUCGCGCCUCGACUCCGCCGACCACACCGCGCUGCUGCACGUGCAGACGUACCCCCGCGUGCAACUACCAGGCGGAUCAGUAGUUUCUGCGCGCGCGCGUGGUUCCGCUACAUUAGCGUGUUCAGUGCGCGGACGGCCUGCGCCUGACGUCACGUGGCUCAAGGACGGCGAGCCGCUGUCUCUGAAUAGACACGAUAUUACGCUGGUUGACGGCACGUCGCUGCACAUUCAAGGCGUGUUAGCGGUGGACGCGGGAAUGUUCCAAUGCGUCGCGACCUCUUCGCUCGGCCAGGCGCAGGCCAGUCUGCGGCUCGUCGUGCUACCUCCUGAUGACGGUAUCAAUUCACCAAAUUCCACAGCCGGGCUUAUAAACAGCAAAUCGUUCCUAAACUCCCUCGUGCCUACAUCGAUGACAUCACCAUCCCAUACAAAAACCUCCUUUUCCAAUUCCACCCAAGACAUUUUCAAUAGUUUGGUUUCCUCGGGGCAUUGGGGGGACCAAAGUGCAGACCCUACGCCCGAAGACUUGGACUUCCUCGGAGAAACAUCAUCAGCAUUCACUUCUGGCCCUGAACUGGAAUAUGACUAUAACUACGACGCGGAUCAAACUGACGAAAACGAUCUCGAUUCCUUUCACGCUAACGAAGGAUUGGACCUGGACCAGCUGCGGCACGCCAAUGCGACUGUGAUCUCUCCGCCGAAGAACUUAAAGGCGGUUAUCGUGAAGCACCGAUUCGUCACGCUCAGCUGGGAGGAGCCUGAUACGAAGAAUGAAGAUAUAAGCGGUUACGCCGUCAUCUAUAAAGUCAAAGGGAGUGAAAGAGAGCGCGUGUCCCGCGGCGGCGCGCGCCACGAGAUGAAUGUAGCGGCGCUGCAGCCAAACACCACCUACACGUUCCAACUGCUGGCCUACACGCAGCACGCAUUCUCGCCGCCCACCAAGCCUCUAGAAAUAACAACGCCGGAAGAGGAGCUCUCCCACGGCGCGGUGCGUGAACUCCGCGUAGAACCGGCGUCGCCGCACGCGCUGCGGGUCUCGUGGGCGCCGCCGCCGCCGCCGCCCGCCGGCGCGCCGCCAGACAAGUACCAGAUUACUUAUACAGAGGUGGACAGCAACCGCGAGCAAACCAUGUGGGUGGACGCUCCUUCAGACCCGGCGGCGCCGGUCAACGCCACCCUCGCCGGCCUGCGCGCCGCCGCCGCCUACACCGUGCGCGUCGCGGCCGCCGGCGGCGCGCCGACUGAGAGGCAAGCCCGGACGCCCAGUGCCGCGCCCGCCGCGCCGCCUGCGGGACUUACUGCUGUGCCUACCGGGGCUACGGCCGUUAAAAACACACACUUAACACCCUCGCCGGCCUGCGCGCCGCCGCCUACACCGUGCGCGUCGCGGCCGCCGGCGGCGCGCCGACUGAGAGGCGAGGAGCGAGGACGCCCAUCGCCGCGCCUCCUGCUGGGCUUACUGCUGUGCCUACUGGGGCUACGAUACAGCUGCGUAUACACUAGAGACGAACUUACAUCAGGGUCCGGCGUGCCGCAGAUUGAGGUCCAUUGGCUCUCGGUCGCCGCUCGACCCGAGGCUGCCUCUAGUGGAUACGCAGCCUACCAAUUGCCCGAGGGGGGCUCUGGAGAAGCGGUAUCGAUCCUAGUCCGCUGGGAGGCGCCACCGGCCAAGACGCACCACGGAGCGCUAACUGGCUACAAGAUUCGCUACCGGGCCGUUGCGCCCGAGUCCGCCGCGCCGACUGCCCGCCGGAAGGCCGACUCGCUCACCACGCCCGCCGACGCCCGGCGCGCCGAGCUGAGGGCGCUGCAGACCGCCACCACCUACCAGAUCCGCGUGUGCGCCAUCAACGUGAACGGCUCGGGCCCGUUCAGCGAGUGGGUGACGGCCACCACGCAGCGCCAGGAGCUCGACGAGACGCGCGUGCCGCCGCAGCCGCCGCCGCUCACCAUAGCGCGCGCGGGCCGCGACUGGAUCUCGGUGUGGUGGGCGGAGGGCGGCGGCUGUUCUAUGACUGUUGUCCACUGGAAAACGUGCUCAAAACGUGAUAAAAGUGAGAGAAAGCCGCUCACCGAUCCAAAAGCGUACCGUCCGAUCACGCUUCUGUCCGUCCUUGGGAAGUUACUCGAACGUGUCAUGCUGUGGUGUGCGCCGCAGAUAUCCAGUGGCAUUUCGGACUGUCAGCAUGGGUUCUCUCCGGGUAAGUCCACGGUCUCGGCACUUGACGCCGUCAUAGGUACCGGCAGGACGUCCACAGCGCGCUAUGUCCAAGCGAUCUUCCUUGACAUUUCUGGUGCGUUCGACAAUGCUUGGUGGCCCAUGAUCAUGGUCAAGGUGAAAAGGGGAGGAUGCCCGCCUAACAUCUACAAGAUGUUGGCGAGCUACUUCUCUGGACACCGGGUUGGCCUGAUCGCGGGUAGCCGGGUGUUGUGGAAGGUCUCCACCAUGGGGUGUCCGCAGGGAUCCGUGCUCGGACCAACACUGUGGAACGUCCUGAUGGACGACUUGCUGCGAUUGCCAUUGCCAGGGGGGGUUAGCAUGGUGGCUUACGCCGACGACGUCACCAUUUUGAUCGAGGCAAACUCGAGGGCUGCCAUAGAAGCAGCGGCCGCCGAGACCCUAAGUCUGGUGACCGACUGGGGCGUCCGUAACAGACUGGGCUUUUCCCCUGCCAAGUCAUCCACGAUGACGAUCAGGGGAAAACUCCAGAGACCCCCAGUCAUUCGCUUCGGAGGUGCGUCGAUCCGUUCAGUGAACGUCGCAACCGUGCUCGGCGUGGCAAUCGACAGCAGUCUCCUGUUCUCGAUGCAUGCGCAAGGGAUCGUAGAUCGCGCGGCCAAAUGCUUCGGGAAGAUGUCGCGUGUGUCGGCGUCUUCCUGGGGCAUUCGUUACCCAGGCCUUCGCAUUUUGUACCAGGGCACUUUUGUUGCAACCCUUGCGUAUGCAGCGGCAUGCUGGUACGAGCGCCUCUCGGUGCAGUCCAUGCGCACCACUAUUCUCCGGGGGCAGCGGCCUGCACUGGUGCUACUGACCAAAGCUUAUCGGUCGGUCAGCACAGCCGCGCUCCCGGUGCUUGCUGGCGUAUUACCCGCGGACUUGGAGGUUUCCCGCGCUGGCAUGACGGACGUGGCCCGCAGGGACACGCCCAGGGACGCGAUGGGCAGACGGAAACGAGAAAUUUUGGAGUCGGUGCUGGAUACUUGGCAGACCAGAUGGGAGGGGGAGACGAAGGGUCGCGAGCUCUUUCAAUUCUUCCCCGACGUGGCUGGGAGACUCGGCAUGCGCUGGGUCGUACCAGAUUAUGUUACUUCCCAGAUACUUACGGGGCAUGGGUGCUUUAACAAGCGCCUGUGCGAUAUGCGUCUCCGGACCGCCGCGGAAUGCGAAUGUGGGGAACGUGAAGAGGACAGGCACCACGUUCUGUGGUCCUGCCCUUUGUACGAAGACUUACGCCAAGCUCUGCUUCAGGGAAUCGUGCUCGAGAGACCCGGACCUGCCUGGUACUCCGAUCUCGUCUCUUCGGAGGCGAACUUCGCCCGGCUGCGCGAAUUUGCGUACGGCUGGCAUAGGAGGAGGACCGCUAGCGCUGCACGGCACCAGAUGGUGUCAUCCGUGCUGUCGCGCGCGGGCCGCGACUGGAUCUCGGUGUGGUGGGCGGAGGGCGGCGGCGGCGGCGUGGCGGUGCGCGGCUGGUGGCUGGGCUGGGGCGCGGGCGUGCCCGACGACCACUCGCGCGAGUUGCCGGCACAUCUACACUCCCACGUCAUACGCGAGCUCGAAUCCAACGCAGAAUACGUGAUCUCUCUCCGUGGCAGCAACGCGCUAGGCCUGGGGCCAGCGGUAUACGCGACCGUACGCACGCGCGCGCCGCCCGAGGGGCAGGACGAGGACGACGACGAGGCGGACGACGAGGACGAGGACGACGAGCCCGACCCGCCCGACCUGCUGCCGCCUGUGGGACUCAAGGUGAUAAUGUUGAGUGGAACUACGGCUGUUGUAUACUGGACGGACCCCACAUUACCUAAAGGACAGACAGCGACGGACGGGCGCCGCUACGUGGUCCGCUGGGCGGCGGCGGGCGCGGGCGCGGGCGCGGGCCGCGCGCGCACCUACAACGCCUCUGAUCUGAACUGCAUGCUGGACGACCUCCGCCCGAAUACGCACUACGAGUUCGCCGUCAAGCUCAUCAAAGGCGGGCGCGAAUCACAGUGGUCGAUGAUCGUCUCCAACACGACAUUGGAAGCGGUCCCGUCGUCUCCACCGCGGGACCUGCGCGUGUCGGCCGCCGCGCCGCCCGCGCGCGCCGUCGAGCUCGCCUGGGCGCCGCCCGCCCGCCCCAACGGAAUCAUCACCGGCUACGUAGUGAUGUACGCAGUGGCCCGCGGCGGCGGCGCCGAGGAAUGGACGGCGGUCAGCGUGGCGGGGACCGCCGGGCGCGCGCGCGUGGAGCGGCUGCGGCCGCGCACCGCCUACCAGUUCAAGGUGCAGGCGCGCAACAGCCGCGGCCUCGGGCCCGCCUCGCCGCCCGUGGGCCACACCACUGCCGCCGAGGCGGGCGGCGGCGGGGGCCUGGCGAGCGCGACGUCGGCGUGGCUGUGGGCGUCGGCGGGCGGCGCGUGUGCGGUCCUGGCCCUCGCCGCCGCGCUCGCGCUGUCGCUGUGCUGCCGCCGCAGCCGCCCGCCGCUCUCGCCGCACACCAGCACGUACCAGAAGUCGUCUGCGUCGGCGGGCAUCAAGCCGCCCGACCUGUGGAUCCACCACGACCAGAUGGAGCUCAAGCACCUCGACAAGAGCCUGCACAGCUCCGCCAGUAAGAUAUCAGCGGGCAGCGUGGACGCGCCGAACCUCGCGUCAUCAACACUAACGCUGCCGCGCGGCGCGCCGCCCGCCGACUACGAGCCGGCGCGAAUGCAGCCGCCGCCCGCCUCGCUCGACUCCAGACACUACGUGCCCACUUAUGUCGGCGGCGGCACGUGUCCUUUAGGCGCGGCGUGUGGCGCGCCUCCUUCCACUGGAGGAGAUAUUUACGCGUGCGCGGCGCGUGAGAGAGGACACUAUGUUGCCUACGAACCGCUCGGCCACUAUACGCACCGCGACUCGCUAAGCAGCGACGUGGGCGCGGGCGCGUCGAGCACGCUGCCGCACUCGGCGGGCCCGGCUGGCUCUAUGGGCGCGGGCGGCUCGCUGCAGAGACACGCGCGCGCCGUGCACAGCUUCCUGGACGGCUCGGAGCACUCCACGCCGGCGCACUCGCGAGGGCGGGCGCUGUGCGCGGGCGGCUCGCUGCAGAGACACGCGCGCGCGGUGCACAGCUUCCUGGACGGCUCGGAGCACUCCACGCCGGCGCACUCGCGAGGGCGGGCGCUGUGCGCGGGCGGCUCGCUGCAGAGACACGCGCGCGCGGUGCACAGCUUCCUGGACGGCUCGGAGCACUCCACGCCGGCGCACUCGCGAGGGCGGGCGCUGUGCGCGGGCGGCUCGCUGCAGAGACACGCGCGCGCGGUGCACAGCUUCCUGGACGGCUCGGAGCACUCCACGCCGGCGCACUCGCGAGGGCGGGCGCUGUGCGCGGGCGGCUCGCUGCAGAGACACGCGCGCGCGGUGCACAGCUUCCUGGACGGCUCGGAGCACUCCACGCCGGCGCACUCGCGAGGGCGGGCGCUGUGCGCGGGCGGCUCGCUGCAGAGACACGCGCGCGCGGUGCACAGCUUCCUGGACGGUGAGGAGCACUCCACGCCGGCGCACUCGCGAGCGGGCAGCGCGCGCGAGACGUCGCCGUACAAGAAGAGUGCCAGUUCAUCGCCUGGACAUCUUCCUAACCGCCUGCAGCUCGGCGGGGCAGUAGCUCACUGCAGCUCGGAGUUAGAGCCGCUGACGCCGUCGCGCUCGACGGAGCGGCUGCAGCGCGAGAUGCAGAACCUCGAGGGGCUCAUGAAGGACCUCUCCGCCAUCACGCAGCAACAGUUCCACUGCUAGCGCAAGGAGUACCGCCACUAGGCCACACGGCGGACUUAGGCA